AUGUUUUUCCUUCCGACAGGAAAAAAUUUUCCGGACAAAGGGAAAAAAAUUUCCUUCCGACAGGAAAAGUUCUUCCAUCCGACAGGAAAAGUUCUUCCUUCCGACAGGAAAAGUUUUUCCUUCCGACAGGAAAAGUUUUUCCUUCCGACAGGACACAAACGGAUGACUGACGUUCCUCUUCCUGAAUGCCUUCCAAAGCCAGAAGAACCGAAAGCUGCAGAACCACAACAGUCUCCUCAGCAACCUCAGUUCCAGCAAGUACCUCCGAAUUACUACCAAUUUCCACCUCAAGGUUACUACCCACCACAAGGCUUCCCGAACUACCAUCCUCAGCCUAUGCCUUACUUCCCCAACCCUUGGAUGUUUAUGCAAGCUCCACCCCAGCAAUUCCAAUCUCAAUCCAAAUCGAAGAGAGACCAAGAGUUCGAAGAAGGUCUGAACCGUUUACGCAAAGAUUAUGCCACAGCCCCAGUUGAGAGAAAGUUGUUCCCGGACCAAAAAUAUAAUUUAGGUGAAGAGGUGAGAUCUCACCUCUUUUUUCACCUGUUUUUUCACCCUCUUGAAUUUUCAUGA
Messenger RNA from Trichomonas vaginalis G3, 573 nucleotides. RefSeq lists its product as uncharacterized. The record is from RefSeq and is a predicted model, not a curated record. The coding region runs from base 1 to 573 and encodes 190 amino acids. NCBI's taxonomy places the organism in Eukaryota, Parabasalia, Trichomonadida, Trichomonadidae. The transcript has a single exon.